Carassius carassius (crucian carp) is the source of this 1085-nucleotide messenger RNA. RefSeq names its product mitochondrial ribosomal protein S34 (gene mrps34). The record is from RefSeq and is a predicted model, not a curated record. The transcript has 3 exons. Bases 3 to 704 code for a protein of 233 amino acids. Gene Ontology annotation, biological process: mitochondrial translation. NCBI's taxonomy places the organism in Eukaryota, Metazoa, Chordata, Actinopteri, Cypriniformes, Cyprinidae. Gene Ontology annotation, cellular component: mitochondrion; mitochondrial small ribosomal subunit. Gene Ontology annotation, molecular function: structural constituent of ribosome.
UAAUGUCCAUAUUUUAUUUUUUUAUUGGUCAUCCAGGCAGCAUGGUAAAGAAAAAGCGUCUGAGGCUCAUAGCCGAGAUGGCUCGGAAGAUCCGGGCCUACCGGGAGCUGAAGAAUCGACCCCAGGACUCUCAGCGCUAUGCGUUAGACUACGACACCAUGACACGACCCUUCACUGGCAAAAAGCUGCCAGUGCUGGCUUGGAAAGAUGUGCGUCAAGAAACACGCCUCUUUACGUUACUGGCUGGCAUGCGCAUGUUUGGUGUGGGUCGAAUCUUUACACGCAAGUCAUGGCUGGACGAGCAUACAGAACCAUGCUACUGGAAAAUAACAAAAGUCAAGGUGGAUUAUACAGCAGAGAACAUGGACCAUGGGAAAGCAUGGGGCGUUCUAACAUUUAAAGGUAAAGAGGAGCCUGCAGAGCGUGAGGUGGAUAAGGUGAUGUACCAUGACUGGCGACUGGUGCCCAAACAUGAAGAAGAGGUCUUCAAAAGCUGUGAACCCGUCCCUGAGCCUCCUGUGCGUUACAUGAGAUACCCGCCUCUCCUGCGUGCCAUGAUCCUGUCCCAGCAGGCCAAGCAGCUGGGUGUGGAUGCCAGCACUAUCCCAGAGCCCACUCUCCCAUUGAUACGGGAUGCCCUGCUCAGUCAUGAGUACUUCAGGAGUCAGGAUGAGAAGAAGAAACAGGAGGGUACACCUGUCUGAUGCUCCAGUCCUCUUCAGAGGGGUUAAGGUCAUAGCGAGGAGAUCUGAGUCAUGUUGCAGUGGUCUUCUUGAUAGGAACUGCUUCUUUUGUUCCUACUUUUAUAGUCACUGCUGGCUGGUUAAAGACUAGUUUGUGUUUUACCGCUGUAUUUUGGUAAAACAAAAUAUAACCUUACAUUUACAUAUUUCUUCCUGGGAUCAUGUGGCUUAUGAUAGGAGAUCUGUUCGGAAAUAUGACCAAACCCAAAAGGAUAAUCCUCUGUGGAAAGACUUUUUUUUUUUGGAAAGUUAAUAUCUGUGUGAUAUUCUUUACAGUAUGUGAGCUAAAUAUGAAGUUCUAUGCAUUAUUUUCAGAUAGAGAAUAAAAAUGGGUCAAGUGAA